Messenger RNA from Ostrea edulis (European flat oyster), 2055 nucleotides. Its product is annotated as RNA/RNP complex-1-interacting phosphatase-like. NCBI's taxonomy places the organism in Eukaryota, Metazoa, Mollusca, Bivalvia, Ostreida, Ostreidae. Gene Ontology annotation, biological process: protein dephosphorylation. The record is from RefSeq and is a predicted model, not a curated record. The transcript is spliced from 9 exons. The coding region runs from base 55 to 1689 and encodes 544 amino acids. Gene Ontology annotation, molecular function: polynucleotide 5'-phosphatase activity; protein tyrosine/serine/threonine phosphatase activity.
CAAAUGCCGACACAUAUUUCCGAUUUCUAAAAAUAGAAUACACUAAAUACUGCAAUGCCACCUCCUGAAAGAUGGGAGAGGUACCGAGCACUAGGAACGGUUAUUCCUGGAACAAGGCUGAUAACAUUUAAAGUGCCCCUGAAGAAGACCUUGUGUGAAAAACUUCCAGAAGAAGAACAAUUUACCCCCAGCAGUUUGGUUUCCAUGGUGAGGGACUUGGGUAGUCAGCUGGGGAUGGUCAUUGACCUAACAUUUACCAGGAAAUACUACGAUGCCUAUGAAUUAGAGAACCAGGGUAUAAGAUACGAGAAGAUUUUUACAGAGGGUCAUAACGUGCCAAAUGAUGAUGUGGUAUACAGGUUUUUUGAUACACUGGAGAGCUUUUAUGAAGCAAGUCAAGAUGACAACCAGGUGGUCGGGGUUCACUGCACACACGGAAUCAACAGGACAGGAUACGUGGUCUGCAGAUACAUGAUAGAGAGGCUGGGGUUUGAUCCAGAGAAAGCAAUGGCAGUUUACCACGAAUCUAGAGGAUAUCCCGUAGAGAGAGAAAAUUACAUAGAAGAUUUAAGAAACAGACAGCUAAACACCGAAUACAAGUAUGAAGGCAGAGAAAAACUUCCCAUGAAGAAAAUUGAGCAGGGCAAGAGACCACAUAGAAGACAUAAUAAAAGACGGAGCCGAGAAAGAGACCUUCAUAUGAAUGAUGGAUAUGUAGAUCAAAAUGAAGGCUUCCAUGGAAAUACUAAGGCACACGAUACGCAUCAACAUCAGUCUAGAUCUCAGCACGGUCACCAGGGGGGAUUCAGUCAUCACAGAGAUCAAAGACACUGGAGUCAUUACCAGGGGAACCAGCACAACUGGAAUGGAGGCGGCUACCAGUAUCAGGAGUGUAAUUGGAGACAUGAUGGGCAUAGGCAUUGGGAAGACAGAGAAUACAAUGGUGGUAGGGACUCGUAUUCUCAAAAUAAUGGAUACUAUCCACCUCAUCAUAACCACUUCUUCAGGCAGGGCUACAGGGAUGGCUACAAUGACGAACGGUCUUACUAUUACCCAAGACGAGGAAGAAAUCACAGACAUUACCAGGGUGGUGGAUCAGACAGAAAUCAGGGGGGCGGACGACAUCAAUGGGGAUCAGACAGAAAUCAUUGGGGUGGGCGACAUCAACAUCAACCAUGGGAUGACAGGUCCCAUCACUGGAAGUCAGAAAACUGGUCUCAAAAGAGGAAUAGACACGAUUCUGGGGAGAUGAAUAAAAGUGGAUCUCAAAAUUACAAGCGUCAGAAUUCUUUGUCAAAGAAAAACAAAAACUCUCCUAAUCAAAGGCACAAAGACCCAAUCAACAACCCAUGUAGCUCAACACUAGAGAAUGAGAAGACUUCAAAGUCAACAUGUGCAGAAGAUAUAGAGGGCAGAUCUGUGUGUCCACCUUCCUCAAGUUCUACAAAUAACGUGAACAGAGAGAUCCCUAGUGACUUAGUGACUGAUACUGAACUAAUAAGGAUUGCAGAAACGGAGCUCGUGAUCUCGCAGGAACACCAACCACCUGUUGAGAGUCAAACAAACUGUAUAAAUUCAAAAGAAAAUGGAGGAGAAUGUACAACAUUGAGUUGUCACAGAAAAGAGAGGGUUCAGAACAGUGACCACAACAUGGACGAUGGCGUUGAAUCGGUUCCAUGUGAAUAUUGAAGAUUCACCCUCUGUAUUAAAACAAAAGGGAAAGCAAUGAGAUGGAUAUAUUCUAAAAUACAGUUUUACAUGUAUUUCUAUAGUAUUUAUAUAAUGUACUAUUGGGGUUCACAUUGAAGUAUAGCUGGUGAGGUAAUUAUUUUUGUUGACAGUUUAAAAAAGUUUUUUAGGGAGUUGAAAACAGCAUGCAUACCCAAUUUCUCAAAUACAGCUUAUGUGAAAUUCAUUUCAUAGGGCUUGAAGUAUUUUUUCCUCAAAUGGAACCUGAUCAAUUAGCUAUAUAACAUCUUGCUCACAUUUCAAGAAUACUUUUUAAUACAUGUAACUGUUUUAGAAUUGUAACAAAAUAAAGUAUUUUACAUGUAA